Cylas formicarius (sweet potato weevil) is the source of this 2091-nucleotide messenger RNA. RefSeq names its product inositol polyphosphate 5-phosphatase E. Gene Ontology annotation, molecular function: phosphatase activity. Gene Ontology annotation, biological process: phosphatidylinositol dephosphorylation. The transcript is spliced from 9 exons. NCBI's taxonomy places the organism in Eukaryota, Metazoa, Arthropoda, Insecta, Coleoptera, Brentidae. The record is from RefSeq and is a predicted model, not a curated record. The coding region runs from base 320 to 1834 and encodes 504 amino acids.
AGAAGAUAUUUUCGAUUAUGGUUCUUUUCUAUUACGCAAAAGGAUUUUUGAACGAGGUUAAAGAAUUGUCUCGCGUGUGCCAAUGACCUUUUCGCGUUCUGUGGUUUUUAAAUGCCCAAAGUGAUAUUAAAAGGACGGACCUAUAAAAAAUGUUUUAUAAAAAUAGAUUAGAGGGUUUAGCGAUUAGUAGGAACAAAAAUAUUAAAGCGUAUUAUUUUGAACGUUUAUUAUGAACAAUUUAUCGAUCCUUCGAUAGAAAUGCAAACAUGGAAUACUCUAAUUUUAGAAAAAUCAAUAGACUUAUCAGUUGCCUGAAACUAUGGAGCAGGAACAGAAAAAAGUAAAACACAAAGGCUUUGCAAGCUUUUUGUUGCCCAAUAAACCGCCGAAUAAGGUGGGAGUAACUGUGAACAGAACUCAGAGUGCAAAAGAAACAAAUUUGAAUAAUAUGACAAUAUCUGAGGCAAAGGCCCCUUGGACCAUGUCCAAACGACCUCUAAGUUUUGAUACAAAAAACGGUGCGGUUAUGACAAAAUCCGACGUUGGACCGAGAGCAUAUUCGUUAAAGAGGGAGAAUAGUCUCUCAGAAAGUAACUUGUGUGAGGAGGAUGAUAUACCAAAACCUUUAGAAAAAUACGGCUCGCAUGAAAGCGUCUUGAAAGAAGGUAUAACCAGUCUUCAUUUAAUUCCGACAGUAAAAGCGAGACAGAGAAACUUUCUCCAUGGCAAGAUUGGUGCAAAUCCACUUUUAGGUUCGAAAGAACUAGAUAGAGUUUGUCGCAACAGGGAAAUUACAAUAUUUGUUGGCACAUGGAAUAUGAAUGGACAUUCAGCACCAAAAGAACUGAAUGAUUUCGUGCUGCCUAUAGGAAUAAAACAUGUACCUGAUAUCUUAACCUUUGGAACCCAGGAGUCAUGUUCUGAAAGAUUCGAGUGGGAAGUAUCCUUGCAAGAAACCAUUGGACCCUCUCAUAUACUUUAUCAUUCUGUUAGUUUAGGGACUAUUCAUUUGUGCGUUUUUAUUCGACGCGAUCUAAUAUGGUACAUUUCUAUCCCCGAGGACGCAAGCUUAUCAGUCAGACCUGGCACCGCAUUUCGUACCAAAGGCGCUGUUGCCAGUUCGUUUAUGAUUUUCGGCACUUCCUUUCUGUUCGUUACCGCUCACUUGACAGCCCACCAAGAAAAAGUUAAAGAAAGAGUUAGCGACGUUAAAAGAAUUGUCAAUUCGCUGGAUCUGCCUAGGGCCCUGCCCUGCAAAAACAAAAGUAAAGACGUAACGCAGAAUUUUGACUAUGUGUUUUGGUGCGGCGAUUUAAACUUUCGUCUGGCCACGCCUCGCAGCAAGGUGCUCGAAUGGCUGUCGAACACAAGCUUCCCAUUACCGGAUCACUUGCCGCACGGUUACCUACACCACGAUCAACUUUGCGCUGUGCUCGCCGAGGGGGCCGCUUUCAGGGGGUUCUCCGAGGCGAAAAUAACGUUCCCCCCCACUUAUAAGUACGAUCCGGGCACUCAAAAUUUCGACAGCUCGUCGAAACAGAGAACUCCCGCGUACACGGAUCGAAUCCUUUACAAGCAAAAAAAUUGCCGAAGACUGAGCGGGGUGUUGGAAAACCCGCCGCUGCAGUGCGUCGUGUACGAUUCCGUACCCUCUAUCACGACUUCAGACCACAAACCUGUAUGGGGCGUGUUCAAGGUCCACCUGAGACCGGGCUUAGAUACAAUACCUCUGGCCGCGGGUCUGUUUAAUCGCGAAGUAUAUCUGGAGGGUCUUAAGAGGAGGGCGGAAACCCUGAGCAAAAGCAAAGGGACGACCGUGUGCGUGAUCCAGUGAACGUGGAUUAUCCAUUCCUGCGUCCGUCCGUUACCGCAGCGUUGUGAUUUUCUGUAGAUGCGCUCUUCCAUUACGGAAACAAUCAUUUUUAUAUGUUUUUCAGUUUGAUGAAUUGUGAUAUUCUUUCUAUAUCUAGUCGUUAGUAGUUCGUAUAACCCGGGAACUGACCAAAGAUAAUAAUUCAUAGAAAUAGGUGAUAGGUGCCCCUUAUAUUUUAUAAAAUAAAUCUCCACUUGUCCAAUGUCUGUUUUUUACCG